Messenger RNA from Cylindrotheca closterium, 744 nucleotides. NCBI's taxonomy places the organism in Eukaryota, Bacillariophyta, Bacillariophyceae, Bacillariales, Bacillariaceae. The record is from the annotation of a GenBank genome assembly.
AUGAUUUCCAAGAGCCAACGCAAGCAACCCCCUCCUUCCAAAACCGCCGAGGACGGCGCAGUGCAAGGACGACCGCUUGUUGCGUACACCAAGAAACUCAAGGUGUCCAAGUUUCACCGGCUCUACAAGAAGGCUUGGAGGCAGGAGGUUUUUGGGAACCAAGCAUUUAUCACCUGGUCCUCUCGCACCGCGGAACACUUUGAGGGACACAACAGUGAUAUCUUCCAAUUUGUGCUUGAUACCGAUACAGCUGAUUUACCUUCCCUCCUUCAACAUUCCGAAUUUCAAACCAAGCACAAACUCUACGAUCUUAUCCACACUUUUGCCCAGGAACAAGCAACCGCAACCACCCCUACUGAUGCUUACCGUCCUACCAAAGAUCGCACCUACGCAGUUGACGACACAUCGCCAACUGUUAUUUCGUUCCUGCAAAUUGCCCAAGCUGUUUUUGUCACCAGCUGGGAUACUUAUCUGAAGCAAAUCGCUCUCCUUGAAAACACAAAGAAAGUGAAGGCCUAUCUCUCUGCUUCUACUGCUGAAAAAGCGACACAGGAUACAGCAAUGGCACUCGCCGACCUUGAUCUCAAUGACCCUGUCACAGUCAAAAAUGUCAUUGAUAAAAGUGUUGCUGAACAAACUAAACAACUGGAACGAAAACUCCAACAAGUUCAACAAGUGCUUGCAAAAAACUCCAAUCGAGGGGCCAACAAGAAAACUCAACCUGGCGCCUCUCUAAAAAAAUAA